AUGGAUGAAUUAGGGGAAAAUUGUGCAGAAAAAGAAAAAAAUAAUAAAUUAUACUUUUAUUAUGAAAAUAAAUUAAAUUUAUAUAAUGAUAAUUUGUUUGAAAAUAUAAUUAACAAUACAAACAAAGAUUUUAAUUUUAAUGAUAAAAAUUCGAGAAAGCUAAUGACUAAUAUAAGUUUAACGAAAAAUACUAAUGAUUUAUUCAAUAUUCGCUUAUUAGAAGAUGAAAAAAAUGAUAUAGUAUAUAAAAUGAAAAAUAACAACAGUAAUAUUAGUAAUAAUAAUACAUAUUCAAAAGAAGGAAAAAACAGCGAUAAAACCAAUUUGCAAAAUAACCCUGAUAAUUUAUUGAAAAAUAUUAAUAAUAUUAAUAAUAAUAAUAAUGAAUAUAUGUUCAACUAUUUAAAUGUGUAUAUAAAUAAAAAAAUAAAAAACAAACCAGGCGAUAAUAACACUAACAACACCAGCACAAGUAUUAAUAAUAGCAACUUAGUUGCUGAGCCAAACAAUAUAAUGAACAAUAAAGACAUUUCCAAAAUAACACGCAUCACGAUUAAUGAUGUUAGUGAUUUUAGAAAUGUUAAAAAUACUAGUUCUGAUGAAAAUAAUAUUGUUAAAGAUACAAGCAUAUUAGCAUCGGGAAUAUAUAAAGUUAAUUCUUACCAAAAAGAUAAAAGCAAUAAUAAUGCAAAUGAUAACACCACACAUAAUAGCAAUGUUAAUACAUCUUUAAAUGUGCGCGCUGUUCCAAGCACUUGUGAUAGUAGCGUUAAUUUUCAUUGUAAUAAAAUAUAUCCAUUUGAUGAUAUAGAGAAAAAUCAUGAAAUGAAAGAAAAUAAUAUAAAUAAUAAUGAACAAACUAGAAAAUGUUUUAAUAGCGAUACAUAUUUUACUAAUGAAAUGAAUAUAAAUAAAAUGGGAAAUAUUAAAAAUAGUGAUAAAGUUUGCAAUUUUAUAAAUUGCUCAAAUGAUAUAAAAAAAAAUGUAAUGAUAAAUCCUGAUUUUCAGGGAAAAUUAAAUUCAAUUACAACUGAUAGAAAAAUGGGGGAUAAAAUAUUAUUUCAAGAUGAAAAUAAAAUUUAUAAAAAUUUUCGUUUUCCUCAAUCUACUAAUACUAAUAUAGAUGGGAAAAAUCUAACGAAACAAAAUCAAAACAUUAAUUCACAAGAUUGUGAAAAUAAUGUUUCAACAUUUAAAAAAAAUAAUAUAAAUGAUAAUCCAACAAAGUUUGUAAGUAAUGAGCAUGUCAGUGAUAAUAACCUUACCAAUAAUACAGAUAAAAAAAUACAAAAUAAUAAUAUCAGUUCUUAUGCUACGAACCCAGGUAUUAAACCCCCCUCUUUAACACAAAAAGAUAAACUUCAAAGAAUAGAAGAUAAGGAAAAUUACAAAAGUUUUCUCAAUGUUAUAAAUAAAAGAAUGGAAAAUUUUUCUAGAGCUAAAAAUAUGAUUAGUGCAGAAAAUUUAUACAAAAAACCUGACUGUUCAGAAAAAGAUGAAAAUAUUCAUAUUCGCCAUGAAGAAAUUGAUAAAGAAAAAAUAGAGAAUACACAUAAACAUAAUAACAAUGAAAUAAAUAAAAAUAACUGCACAUUAAAUGAUAGUAAAAAAAGUAGUUGUAAUAAUAGUCGUAGUAGUAGUAUUGAGAAUGAUAAUAAUAAUAAUGUAAAAAAUACAAAUUUAGAUGACUCUAAAAUUAUAUAUGAUCAACAUAAAUUGAAUAAUAAUCAAUCAGGAAAUUCUUCUAUGAAAUCAUUAGAAAGAUAUACACAAAUCUAUCCAUAUUCAGAAGGUGUUGAAACAAAUAUAUCCAAUAAUAAUAAUUCUACUUCAAAUAUGGAAACAUUAAAUAAUACAUAUAUUUUUUCAUCUCCAAAAUCAGGUAAUUAUAACAACAAUCAAUUAAAAAGAAUUAAUGAUAACAAUAGAUGUAAUAAUAACACAUGUAAUCAAAUAUUAUCAAACAUUAAUUAUAAAGAUAAUAUGCAUAAUAGUAAUUUAAAUAUGAUUGAAGAAGAAAUAAAAAGGGAACAAUUAUUAGGUAAUAAAAACCAACUUAAUAUAAUUCAUCAAAAUAAUUUAACCAAUUAUAUAGCAUGUGGUGAUAUUAAUCUGAGUAAUGACAAUAAUAUUGCCCCAAAAAAUAGUCCAAAUAAACAAAUUAUAUAUAAAGAUGAAUUUAAUGUAAAUAAAGGUAAUCUUAUUGAUAAUAUUAAUCAUGGCCCCAUUUUUAACAAUCCUGAUAAUUAUACAAAUAGAGAAAAUUGCUAUAACUCUAGAAAAGAAUACUUUAUCAAUGAAAAUAUUAACAACGCAAUGUUUAGUGGUGAUUAUUUAAUGACUUAUUCAGGAAAAAAAGAUCCUCUUGAUAUUGAAGAUGGAAUGAGAGAUGAAAAUAAUUUUGUAAAUUCUGAUGAAUAUUUUACUAAUCAUUAUGGUGGGGAAACUCGAAUAAAGGACUCUCAAUUUUUUGGAAAUAAAGUAUAUCCAAUUAUGAACAGUACAUGCCGAUAUAAUAAUACUCCAACUCCUAAAGAAAAUGUUAUUGGAGCUCAUAAUAGUAAAAAUGAUAAUUUAUUUUGCUUGAACAGCAAUAAACAAUGUGCUCAAAUAAAAAACUAUAAUAAUAGUACAACCAUGGAAACAACUGAUUCGUUUAAUAAUAUUUCCUCCGUUGGCUCUAAAUAUAAUUUUUUAACUGAAGCUCCCAAACACCAAAACAAUAGCAAUCAUAAUAAUAACGACGCAAAUAUAAAUUCAACAUUAAGUGCAUUUAACGAUUGUGCAAAGGAUGGAAACGACAAUCGAAGUAAUAGUGGGAAUUGCGCAUUUGGUGAUCGAUAUUAUUCACAGCCAAAUUAUGAUAAUAAUAAUAAGAUUGCAUUAAAAAAUGUUAAGCAUUGCGAUAAAAGCGUUUUAAAAAGUGUCGAUAAAAAUGUGCAGCACAAAAAUUAUCAUCAUAAAAGUUUCCAUAAAAAAUUUCAUGAAGAUUUACCACAUUCAGAUCAUUAUAAUUUAGCUAAUUCAAUUUCUAGCCCUAAUAUUUUCAGCAAUGUAGUAAAUACAAAUUAUUUUGGAACCCAAAUUGGAGAAUUAAAAAAAGAAAAUCUUAAUGAUAUAACGACUGAAUAUAAUAAAAUACCUAAUAAUAUAAUUUCUACUUCAUAUGAAAUGCCUAUAUAUACUCAAAGCGAUCAAAUUAUAAAUGGAUUUGCUAUAGACAACAAUAAUAAUAUUGAAAAAAAUGCAAACUUAAAUGAACAAAUUUUGAAAAAAAAAACGAAAAAAAAAUACUUAUUUAAUUCUAAUGAAGAAGAAAAUAAUAGUAGUGUUCAAGGAUGUAGUAAUAAAAGAAAUUAUAGUAAUAGUAUUGAUGGGGAUAGUAUGAAAAGUGUUGAUAGCGGUAGAAGUAUUUGUAGCAAAUUAGAAGGAGGAAUAGCCACAUUACCUUCACGAAAUAAUUAUAAUAAUAACAUAAUAGAUGAUAAAAUAAAUGGGAAUAUUAUUACAUCAUUUACAACACAUAACAAUAUAUUGAGUAAUAUAUCUGAAGAACAAGGUACAGGCUGCUCUACUACAUGUAAUAGUGAUAUUGGUAAUUCUAUACAUAUUUUUAAUAAUAAUAAUAAUAAUAAUAAUAAUAAUAAUAAUAAUAAUAAUAAUAAUAAUAAUAAUAAUGAUAAUAAUAAUAAUAAUGAUAAUAAUAAUAAUGAUAAUAAUAAUAAUAAUGAUAAUAAUAAUAAUAAUAAUAAUAAUGAUAAUAAUAAUAAUAAUGAUAAUAAUGAUAAUAAUAAUAAUGAUAAUAAUAAUAAUGAUAAUAAUAAUAAUGAUAAUAAUAAUAAUACUAUAGAUAAAAAUUCUGAAUGUAAUAAAAAUCACUACAUUUCAAACAUAUAUUAUGAACAAAAUUUAAAAUCAGAGGAAGAUGGUACAUAUACAAAAUGUAAUAAAGAUCGAAAUACGAUAUUUUGCAAUACUAGGGAAAAUAAUAAUUUAAUGAAAAAAAAUAUAAAAAGUAAUGUUAAAACAUAUUUUAUUUUAGACAAAAAAGAAAAUAUAAAUGUAACUCAAAAUAAUAGAUCUAAUAUAAUUCAAAUUGAAAAUAACAAUGAUGCAUCUAGAACUUCUAUAAAAAAGGAGACACUCUUUAGUGAAUUAGAUUCUUCAAAUACUCAUAAAUAUAAUGAAAUACAUACUAGAAAUCCUGAAUACACAACCUCUGAUAAUAGAAUUAGAAUAAAUAACAAUGCUAAACAAGUUAAUCUAUCAAUUGAUGGUAGUUCUACUACUCCAAAUUUUUCAAAUAUGGCCCAUAUGAAUAAUUCGGAUUGUGGUCAAGAUCCUCUUCAAUAUCCUUCCAAUAUGUUUAUAUCAAAUAACAAUGCAUCUAAUAAUAAUGUAAAUGAAAAUAAUAAUCAUUGUAUAAAUUCUACUAGAAUGGGAAUUAACAGCUUCGAUAAGAUAAAUUAUUCAAAUUGGAAAAAGGGCAGUGGAAUUGUAAAGGAAAUGGAAAUGAAUAAAUACCCAUAUAAAAAUUCGAUACAUAUAGAUAAUAAUAAUAAUAAUAAUAAAAAUAAUAAUCAAAUUAAUUAUAUGAAUAUAUUACAUGAUUCAAUUAAAUAUUCGACUAAUAAUAAACAAGAUGCAUAUACAAAUAAAUAUGUGAAUAUGAAAAUUAAAAAUAUGGACGAAAAUAUGAAUAUUGACUAUACCAAUAGACGUUUUGUUAAUAAUAAUGCUACUUUAAAAAAUACAUUAUGUAAUAAUAAUGGAUCGCAUUUAGUUAUAAAUACAAAUUAUUUAUUUCAAGGAAAUGGAAAUAUAAUUAAAAAUAUACACCUUGGAACAAAUGAAUACAGCAUUGAAAUGGAAGGAAAACCAGACCAUCCUGAUACAGUCUCGGGAGUUAAUACCAAAAUUUCUAAUACUAUAAAAGAAAACAAAAAUAUUAUAUCAAGGAAAAAUGUCGGUGCAAACAAACUAAUGCACAACUUUGAUUUUAACCUAAUAGAAGGAAAUAACAUUGAUAACAACAAUUCUAAAAUAAAUAAGUUGGUGGCAUUCAAACGGAAUAAUGAUUCUAACAAUUUAUUAGAAAGUAAUGAAAAACAAAAUCUCAAAAUAAGUCGUUCCAGUGAAGAAGCUAACAAUUCUGAAACACAUAUUAACAAUAAAAAUAAAAUUUAUACAGAAACAAGUUUGAAAGGAGUAAAUAUGAACAAUAAUGGUAUUAUUAAUCGAAACACGGUAGCGAAUUAUAAAGUUAAUAAUAUUCUUAUAAAUGAUAAAUUAAAGAAUAUAUUAUUGAGCAAAAAUUUUAAUAAUUUUUUAAUAGAAAAUGAUAAUAAAAUUGCUAUUCGAAAUUCUAUUAAUAAUCCUUAUUCCAACAUUGGAAAUAUUAAUACUAAUAAUGUGGGAAGAAAUAUUGGUGAAAAUGAAAAUGAAGCAUGUCUAUCAAAUGCUACUACCAUUGCAGUUCUAAAAAAUUCUAAUGUAUUGUCUGGAAAUAAUAUUCCAAAAUUAAAGGAAUCAUAUAAUUACUAUUCACAUAUAAAGCCUUAUAUUCCUUCUAAUAACAAUGUAAUAAAUAAAAAAAUAACAGAAUUUUCAGAAAAUAAUAAAAUACAAGAUAUAAAUGGAAUUUAUAAUAACCAUAUUGGACAAGGAAAUACAGUAAUUGAUACAAAAAAAAAUAUUUCUAUGAAUAUCAAUAAAGAAUAUAAUAAUAAAUAUGUAUCAUAUAUAAAUAAAUCUAUAGGUUCUUCUCCCAAUACUAAUAAUAUUCUAAAUUAUAUAGAAUCAGUAUAUAAUAUAUAUCCUCCCCUUUUAAAUGCAAAAAAUAAAAUAAAUAGAGAUGAAAAAACAUGUGGCACUAACUUUAACGAUAAUGUUAUUAAUAUACAUAAUCAACAACGACAAAUUUCGAAAAUUGAAAAUGAAAAUAAAUAUUAUAAUAAUAUAAAUGCUCAAGAAGGAAUUAAUAAAAAAAUAGUUAAUCUUAAUUUUCAAGAUAUUCUCAUAUGUAAGCAAAAUAAUUUAAAUAUAGAUAAAGUUAAUAAAAAAAAAUAUGAUCCGAAUUUUAGUAAUUAUGGAAAUUCUAGUGGAAUAGCAUCUAUGAAUAAUAAAAAUAUUGAUAGGCAAUUUACAAACGGAAAAAUAUCAAAUACACCUAUUAAUGAUAUAAAUAAUAAUAGAAACAUAGUUAGCAAGUCUCCCAAUAAUUUCCAAACUGGAGGCGAUAUAAAUAAAUCUAGAAUUAAAGAAAAUGAUUUAUUUUCAUCAAUUAAUAAUAUAUCAUCAAAAUCUUCAUGUAAUGAUAUGCAUAUUUCUCAUCAGGAAAAUUUUCAAGAAAAACGACCAAUAAUAUAUGGAGAUACUAAAAUUCCAAAAGAAAAAAAAAUAACUUUAUUAGGAACUGGAAAUAAAAAUUCUGUUCACAUUUCAUGUGUUAGUGGAGUUAUAGGAUCUAUAGAAAAUAAUAAUAUGUCAUCAAUUUAUUCAAAUUUAACAAACUCAAAUUCCUAUUUUCAAAAUAGAGGAGAAAUAACCACUAAAAAUACGAUUUCUUAUAACCCGACUCACAAUAAUAAUAAUAACAAUAAUAAUAGUGGCAUGAACAGUCAGGCAAUUGUGGGAAUAAAAAAUGAAAAUAAGCUAAUUAAUAAUAGAAAGGGACUAGUUCUUUCAAGUAAUCAUAAUAAAAGAAUAGAUCAAACUGAUGAUAAAAAAAUCGAAAAUAUUUGUAAUAAUAAAAAAGGAGUAAUAAUGCAUGAUAUAAAUAAAAAUAAAUUUUAUGAUAUAUUUUUGUGUAAUAAAAAAAAUUAUAUUUCAAACAAUAACAAUAAUCUAUAUACCAAUUUAAAUAAUAAUAAUAAUAACAUGCGAAGUACAAUUCAAAAUGCAGAAUAUUUUUAUUCUAAAAUGAUGCAAAAUAAUAACUUGACUAGAUAUAAUGACGAAUUAAUAAAAACUACCGAUAGAAAUGAUGCUGUAAAUGUAGUCGAUUCAAACAGCAUUUCCCCAUCGACAACUUCAUUACCCAAUAAUUCUCCAAACAUAACAAAAACAGAAAUGGAAAAUUUGAAUAAUAAUUGUAUAAAUGAAAAAGAUCUAAAUUAUUACAAAAAUAUUAAUUAUAAAAAUAUGGAUGCCGAUAAUUAUGUUUUAUAUCAUCAACAAGAAAAAGACAAUUCAGAAAAAUAUAUCAAAAAUAGAAAUUACAUACCUAACGAUAAUAAUAUAAAAAUAAAAUCCAUCCACAAACAGAAUAAUGAUCAUAAUUCUCAUAUCCUUCGCAAUAUCAAUAUGAAUGCAAAUAUUACGAAUAAUAAUCUUAUAAUGAAUAAAGGAGUUAUAAAAAAUUUGGGAAAUAUUACAGAUAAGCCAGUGAAUUAUUUUAACGAAAAUCGGUAUUAUAUGAAUGAGAUUCAGCAACAAUCAAUUAUUGGUAAUAAAUAUGAACCACAUAAUAAUGAAAAUAAUUCUAAUAUAGGAAGUGGAAUUGUUUUAAAUACAAUUGAAAGUAAUAAUAAAAAAGAAGAAUAUGACGAAAAUGUUUUUCGUAUAUCUAAAAGUCAAUUUGUUAGUCUUGAAAAAGAUAUAAAAUAUCUACAAUCAUUAACAUUACAUAAUAUUAAUUCAAAAGAUUUAUAUUUUGAAGCAUAUGAAGAAAAAGAAAUAUUUCCAUAUGAUCAUAACGGAGUUGAAGCAAAUACAAAUUAUUAUUUUAACAACAGCGAAAAAAAAAAUAACGAAUAUAUUUUUAUAAAUGAUCAUGGAAUUAAUGAUUCCAAACUAUUUAAUAAUACAUCUGCUAAUGAUAUUUCUAAUAAUGGAUCUGGAAGCUGUGUAAAAAAAGAAAUGAAAAAAACCAAGGUAUAUACAAAUAAAUUAAAUACAUCGUUAAAAUACACUGUUAUAGAAGAAGGAUCAUUUGGUGUUGUAUAUAAAGGAUGGUAUAAAAAUAUGCAUGUAGCAGUAAAGGUUCCAGUUGAAAAAAUGGUAAAACAAGAUCCUUAUGGAUUAACAAAAAGAUCAAUAAAUGAAUGGAAAAUAUUAUCAAAAUGUGAACACCCCAAUAUUAUAAAAUUACAUGGUGGUAUUAUACAUAGUUAUUUUGAUAUUUGGCUAGUUACAAAAUUAAUAAAUGGUUCUGAUUUGCAUACAAUAAAAAAUAAUAUGAAUAAAGAAGAAAAAGUACUAAGUGUAGAUAUAUCACUAAAAAUGUGUAGACAGCUAGCUGCUGUUAUUAAUUUUUUACAUACACCAAUUAAAAAUAAAAAAAAUGUUAUAAUACAUAGAGAUAUAAAACCUGAAAAUCUAAUUAUAGAUAGUGAUUGGAAUAUACAUUUAUGUGAUUUUGGGGAUUCAGAAGAAACAGAAGAUGGAAAUGUAUCAAAUGUAUCCGGAGCUACUUGGAUAUAUGCCCCUCCAGAAUUAUUAACAUGCCAUCCAUUAAAACAAAGUAGCGAUUAUAAUUUUUUAGAUUAUGCUCAAUUAUCAUAUAAAUGGGAUAUAUGGUCAAUGGGUUGUGUUUUUCAAGAAAUGAUGAAUUUGCCAUCCCCUUUUCAACAUUAUAUUAUUUCUUUUGAUGAAUCAGAUCAAAUAUAUGAAAAACUUGUUGAUGUUUUUACAAAGAAAUUACCACCUUGUAUCCAUUCAAAAAUUGACAAUUCACCAUUUGCUGAUAUUAUUAAGUUAUGUUUAAAUUACGACCCCAAUUUAAGACCAACAGCUAAAGAAAUCGUUGAUUUACUCAAUCAGCCAAAUGAGUAUUUGCUCCUUAAGAGAAGGUAG
Molecule: messenger RNA, 8796 nt
Organism: Plasmodium berghei ANKA
Lineage: Eukaryota; Apicomplexa; Aconoidasida; Haemosporida; Plasmodiidae
Product: protein kinase, putative
Exons: 1
Coding region: 1-8796 (2931 amino acids)
Biological process (GO): protein phosphorylation
Molecular function (GO): protein kinase activity; ATP binding
Source: RefSeq, a predicted model, not a curated record